Dothidotthia symphoricarpi CBS 119687 is the source of this 860-nucleotide messenger RNA. Its product is annotated as Pcc1-domain-containing protein. NCBI's taxonomy places the organism in Eukaryota, Fungi, Ascomycota, Dothideomycetes, Pleosporales, Dothidotthiaceae. The record is from RefSeq and is a predicted model, not a curated record. Gene Ontology annotation, cellular component: EKC/KEOPS complex. The coding region runs from base 93 to 509 and encodes 138 amino acids. The transcript has 2 exons.
CCCCUCCCCCACAUUCCACGAUUUUAAGCCUCAUCCACUCCGGCGCAGCAUUCGUCGUGCAGGUAACGCGCAUGAAGAGGAAAUUCGCAAACAUGGCGACUGCGACAGAGGAAGAGUGGAAAGCUGAGGACUUCCCUUGCACGCUGUACUUGUCCCUUCUACCCAGUACGCUCCAUAUCCCCUUCCCCACUGCACACCUCGCAUCUGUCGCGCGCCUUGCUCUCUCCGUUGAUGCCGAACUCUCGCCCCUCGUACGGCGCUCCUUCGCCCUCGUCACCCUCUCACAAUCAUCCUCGUCUCCGCAAGACAGUUCUGCGACAGACAAGUCGGUCCUACAAGUAAACUACGCGGCGACUACGAACCGCAUGCUACGCGUCGCUGUCAACGGGAUCUUCGAGAGCCUUGGCGUUGUGAUAGGCGUGAUGAAGGAUUUGGAUGUCGACGUGUUGUACGACCCGGUCACGGAGGGGCUGGAGGGUGUGCAGGGUUUGGAGGAAGUCAAGGGUUGAAAAAUGAAGGAACUCGUAGGGACAGUAAUCUACCGGGUAGUCAAAGGCCCAACAACACCAAUAAGGUGAAUACGGAGAAUGACACGCACGAAGAAGGGUUGUCAUAGGAGUACAUGCUGGUCAAACUUGGGAGCGCAGAGCCUGAUGGGUUCCUCAGCACGAUAUUCAGGUGACAACGAUGCGGGGCGAGGUUGCUCAGAGAGACACGAGAUGCAUUCAAGUCAUGCGACUAUCACUAGGACUAGUUGUCCCAUAGUGUUCAUGAGCUUCUAGGUAAAAGUACACGACGGUUCUUCCUUGACCAGAUCCAGUCUAUAUCAAUAUUGCACUGUGAUCCGCAAACCCAGAAUU